Messenger RNA from Drosophila eugracilis, 696 nucleotides. RefSeq lists its product as uncharacterized. Lineage: Eukaryota; Metazoa; Arthropoda; Insecta; Diptera; Drosophilidae. The record is from RefSeq and is a predicted model, not a curated record. The transcript has 2 exons. Bases 107 to 484 code for a protein of 125 amino acids.
CGCUGUACAACUCAUUCCAACUCCAUCACCUCAACAGUUAACAACGAAUAUUAUUCGAGAGUUUAUUAUAAACCCAGUCGCUUUUUUCUGCUUUUAAAAGUACAAGAUGGGAGAUGAAGCUGCACCCCCCGCUGAUGCCGCAGAAGUUACCACAGAGGCUGCGCCCGAUACGACCACUGCUGGCGCCCGUAUGAUGAUGCUUCAUCCCUGGCUGGCGGCUGCCGCUGUGGCCGUCUAUGCCACCAAGGUCAUGUGGAUCAAAUUUCGUGAUAUCGGCUUGGCCAAACAGAAGAAAUCCAAGAAUCGUCAAGGGAAGAAAUCGAAGCCCAUGGUGGAGAACGAAGUGGAAUCUGAAUCUGAAUCUGAGGCAGAGUCUGAUGCCGAUGACGACGAGGAAUCUACGAUCGAAACGGAUAUUAGGAAAACUACUGAUGAUCCCAAUAUGAAUGUUCGUGCAAUCGAAGUGCCGCCCGCCGUUUGCUGAUGCUUGGGACUCGGGAUGAAGGACACUGGAAGGACACUAUACACAAGGACACUAUUGUUGUAAUGCUUGCGAUUUAAGUAGGGGAGGAUUGGAUCGUCGAUGAACGUUGGAAACUAACCACCCAUCACCUGGGGGACAAAAAUUGUUUGUUCAAAAGAAAACAUCCAAAUUCAAGUUUUUUAUUGGCUCACAUUAAAUGGUUCUACAUAAAA